Neoarius graeffei (lesser salmon catfish) is the source of this 1035-nucleotide messenger RNA. RefSeq names its product magnesium dependent phosphatase 1 (gene mdp1). The record is from RefSeq and is a predicted model, not a curated record. Bases 224 to 706 code for a protein of 160 amino acids. The transcript is spliced from 6 exons. Gene Ontology annotation, molecular function: acid phosphatase activity. NCBI's taxonomy places the organism in Eukaryota, Metazoa, Chordata, Actinopteri, Siluriformes, Ariidae.
CGACUUCCUCGUUUAGAAAUUGGUGAAAGGAAAAAAAAGCAAUGAAUAAGUGUGCAACUGUAGGGUUUGUAGUGAAUUAUAUGAAAUACUGAUAGUCAUUGAUAAAUAAAAUAAAUAAAAAAAUAAAACAUUGUCAUAUAGAGUUUAAAACAGACUUUCGCUUCCGGUCGACUGAGAAAAUCAUCAGUAUUUCCUUGUACAAGAGGAAAGCUGAUGUUUUGAAAUGUCUAAACCCAAAUUAGUGGUGUUUGAUCUCGAUUACACACUGUGGCCUUUCUGGGUGGACACCCACGUCAAUCCUCCUUUCCGCAAAGAUCAGAGUGGGAGGGUGGUGGACUCGAGCAAUCAUCAUGUCUGGCUUUAUGAAGACACCAUAGAUGUCCUGCACUUUGUACAUGCUCAGGGCAUACAGAUCGGUGUGGCCUCACGUACAGGGGAAGUGGAUGGAGCCAAUGAGCUACUCUCACUCUACAACCUCGAGCAAUACAUUUCUUUUAAAGAGAUUUACCCGGGGUCAAAGGUCAUGCACUUUAACAGGUUGCAGGCAAACAGUGGCGUGUGCUACACAGACAUGAUGUUCUUUGAUGAUGAACACAGAAACAUCAGUGAAGUCAGCAGGCUGGGUGUAUAUUGUGUCCUGGUUCCUAACGGUGUUACCUCUAAACUUGUUCACGAUGAACUUCAGAAGUUCAUGAAGAAGAGCUGAGUGUGGAAAUCUCCACUGCAGUGUACAGUGUGUCCUGUAGGGGGCAGCAAAGAUGGCUCAUCACUGCGUAUUGUCACACUUUAAGAGUAUAAUUAUUGACAUUACUCCAAAUACUUUAUUAAUGCUAAUUAAUUAUUUAAUUAAAGCAUCAUGUGUAAAUGUUCAAAUAAACAUGUUUAUAUUUACAUAUAAACCCAUUAGAUAGUGAAACGUAUUAGAGAAAGCAUUUACAGAGUUAACUGUUUACUGAAUUUUAAAUGUCUGUUACAGCUAAUUGAAAUAAUUUUAAAUUUAUUUUACAGUGUUAAAAUAAACAAAUUUGUCCAAUC